AUGGCGACCAAAACACGAUAUACAGACCGCCUUAUCCCUCAAAUCUCCCUCCAUGACUUUGACUCUAGAAUCGAUGAAAUCACAUCCGAACUAAUUCAUGCUGCCGAAAACGUCGGUUUCUUCACAGUCAUCGAUCAUGGCCUCUCCAACGACGAAAUUGAAAGCAUGUUCUCUAACUCACAACGCUUUUUUGACCUCCCCGACGAGGUCAAGGCAACAGUGCCCUGGAGUUCGAAGAACGUCGGAUGGGAGAAAAACGCCCAAGUCCGGCCGUCAACUGGGAUGCCUGAUACAAAGGAGUCUUAUCAACUCCAGUUUGGGGAGAAUAUGAAUGAUGUCUGGAUUGAUGAGAGUCAUCUGCCGGGGUUUAAGACUACUUCGUUGGAGUUUAUGUAUCGAGUACAGGGAAUCUCAGAAAAACUGAUGCGUUGUUUUGCACGCGGGUUAGCAUUUCCGGAAGAUUUCUUCAUCAAAGCCCAUGAUGUCUCUCGGCCUAAUUCUCAAACCGUGUGUCGACUACUACACUAUUUUGCACUACCCGAAGAAUCAGACGGCAAAGUCUACCAUAGAGCAGGCGCACACGCCGAUUGGGAUUUCUUGACCCUCCUCUUCCAAAAGGCCGGCCAGAGCGGUCUCGAAAUCUGUCCCGGCCGCGAAGUUGUUACCGAGUUCGGCAUUGGCGACCUAUGGACAAAGAUUGAACCCAAAACUGGGGAGAUUGCACCCAGUGAACCAGGUGACUACUAUGGCGAUCGGUACAGUAUCGCAUUCUUCAAUCAGCCUUUCUCGGACGCGACGAUCCAGGGACCGCUGAAGAAGUAUCCCAUGGUUACUGGGCAGCAGUUUACGGCGAACGCAAUGAAGAGGAAUUUUGCAGCUCUGCAGGAGAAGUUGAAGUCGAUUGAAGCUGCUGCUUGA
Molecule: messenger RNA, 918 nt
Organism: Talaromyces stipitatus ATCC 10500
Lineage: Eukaryota; Fungi; Ascomycota; Eurotiomycetes; Eurotiales; Trichocomaceae
Product: leucoanthocyanidin dioxygenase, putative
Exons: 2
Coding region: 1-918 (305 amino acids)
Source: RefSeq, a predicted model, not a curated record